AUGGAUUUCAAGAAAAGAUUUAUCGAGAAACUUUCUCCCGAGAUUUCUUCCAGUUAUUCUGGCUUAAGUUCUCCUGUUGUGAAGACUGUCACUGAAGAGUUCCUAUCUGACUUGACCUUUUAUCCCAUUGGGUCGUUAAACUCAAUAGAUACGACGAGGUUUGUUGUCAUUGUUGGGACUAUCAAGAGUUUUGCAUCGAACAAUGAGUGGUUUUACAACGCAUGCACAACCUGCAACAAAAAGGUUUCAACAACUACUGUUGUUAAACAAAAGCAGGAUGGUACUGAUGGUGUUGAAGAGGUCACUGUCUUGGAAUGCAAGACUGAUGUUUGUAAUACAAAGAACGUUUCAUCAGUUCCAAGAAUUAGGCUUUAUAUACGUGUGCAAGAUUGUACUGGUAUUGUUAGUCUGACAUUGUUUGAGCGUGAGGUGACAAAGCUUUUGAAGGUUAAUGCUAAUCAGCUUUUAGACAACAACAUUGAAUUAGCAAACGAAGGAAGCUUUCCAAAUGAGCUUAAUUCUUUACUCAAUAUGAAGUUUGCGUUCAAGAUUGCUGUUUCUUCUUUUAACAUUAGCAAAAAGUCUGAUGGCUACUCAGUCUCCAAGAUGACUAAUAACCCGGUCGUUUUAUCGGAGCUUGAUAAACAUUUUGACACUAUUCAGCCUAUUGAUGACGAAGCCUUCAAUGUCGAACCAUCUGAUUCAAAUCGUACUGAAGAUUUGCCUGUUAAGGAUUCCAUAUCCCAAACGGGAGACGAUGUAACCCCUUGCUCGAAUGUUUUUAAAGUAUGCUUUACAACAUCGUUUGAUCAGAAGGAUGCUGACUUGGAUACGAACAGCGAACGUGACUUAAAGCGCAAUUUGGAUACCGUGUAUGACGUGGAUGUUGUUUCUUCCCAGUCUUCAUCUAAGAUGCGUAAAGACAGUGGUGUCGAUGAAGUUCUUCUGAUUCCAAAUAAAGAAGCUUAG
Helianthus annuus (common sunflower) is the source of this 969-nucleotide messenger RNA. RefSeq lists its product as uncharacterized. The record is from RefSeq and is a predicted model, not a curated record. The coding region runs from base 1 to 969 and encodes 322 amino acids. The transcript has 7 exons. Lineage: Eukaryota; Viridiplantae; Streptophyta; Magnoliopsida; Asterales; Asteraceae.